GGUGCCGCCGGUGACAGCGCGGCCAUGCUGCGCAACGGGGCGGCGGGCGCCGGCGGCCCCGCGGCGGGCGGCGCGGCGGCGCAGCGGCCCGUGCGCGUCUGGUGCGACGGAUGCUAUGACAUGGUGCACUAUGGCCACUCGAACCAGCUACGCCAGGCUCGGGCCAUGGGAGAUUAUCUGAUUGUUGGAGUCCACACGGAUGAGGAGAUUGCCAAGCACAAGGGCCCUCCUGUCUUUACGCAGGAGGAGAGGUAUAAAAUGGUGCAAGCCAUCAAGUGGGUGGAUGAGAUUGCUCCAGGAGCUCCCUAUGUCACCACACUGGAAACCCUGGACAAAUAUAACUGUGACUUCUGCGUGCAUGGUGAUGACAUCACCUUAACGAUAGAUGGCAAGGAUACAUAUGAGGAAGUGAAGAAAGCGGGGCGAUACAGGGAAUGCAAACGCACCCAAGGUGUGUCCACUACCGACCUCGUUGGCCGCAUGCUGCUCAUGACUAAGGCUCACCACAGCAACAUAGAUGAGGACCUAGACUGUCGGAAGCACACUGACAACUUUGGGAAGGGGCCAAAAGGUCACAGUCCCUGGACUGGGGUCUCACAGUUCCUGCAGACAUCUCAGAAGAUCAUCCAGUUUGCAUCAGGGAAGGAACCACAGCCAGGAGACACAAUCAUCUACGUGGCUGGAGCCUUUGACCUGUUCCACAUUGGGCAUGUAGAUUUCCUGGAGAAGGUUCACCAGCUGGCAGAGAAACCCUACAUCAUUGCUGGGCUGCACUUUGAUCAGGAAGUAAAUCGCUACAAAGGGAAGAACUAUCCCAUCAUGAACAUCCACGAGAGAACACUCAGUGUCCUGGCCUGCAGGUAUGUCUCAGAAGUGGUGAUUGGAGCCCCUUAUGCUGUCACUGCUGAUCUGCUGGAUCACUUCAGGGUAACAUUGGUGUGUCAUGGGAUGACUGAGGUGGUGCCAGACAAGGAUGGUUCUGAUCCAUACAAGGAACCGAAGAGGCGCAACAUUUUCCAGCUGGUGGACAGCGGCAGCAAUCUCACCACAGAUUUAAUUGUGCAAAGAAUCAUCAAGAACAGGCUGGAGUUUGAAGCUAGGAACCAGAAGAAGGAAGCAAAAGAGCUGGCUGUGUUGGAGGCCAUGAAGAGACUGGAAGAGGAGAAGCACUAGGCCAGCAGAGAGCUGAUGCGUGGAUCGCAGAGUGCUGCAGCCUCAUCCUCUUGAGGAGCAGAGAGCUCUUUGAGAGAGGACCCCUGAAAGGGAACACUGCUGCUGGCAUGCAGGAUGUGCUGUCCUACCCUCUUCUGUGCUAGCUCCUCCUGCACUAAUUAUGCAGAUAUAAUGAGUCGGGAUCCUGCUGCCUAGUUUUUCCUCCAUUAAUCAGCCCCCCUUCCCCUUUCCCAGGAGGAGAUCUGACAAAAGAAAAAAACCUCGGUUUUAAUUAUAACGAAUGUUUUAACAUGUUGAUGUGCUUUUACCUUCUGCCACUUCUGGCUUUUAGUAGGAGGGAAACGGAGCCAGUCACCCAGGCCCCCUCUGCCCCGCCAGGUUCGGCUGUCCUGACCCGAGUCUGGGUUCCAGAGCAGCCCUCUGGGCGGUGUUGGGGGCCGCUGGACAGACUGGUGAGAACGGCCUCCCCAGGAAGAGGGCACGGCACGCAGUUCCUCCUGCGAGCUUUUGGCUGGGGACACUGGGCCAUUGCUGUGCCGGCUGCUGGAGCUGCCAAUGGGCCCUGUGCUCUGGGGUUCACUGUGCUGCCUCUUCCCAGCUGCUGCCCCUGCACAAAUACCAGACCCAAAGUUCCUUUGGGUUUAGCUGGUUAAAGCCUCUCUCCGCUGUGCCAGCGCAUCGUUCGCUGCCCCAGGAACAGGCAGUGGCUUGGCAGCUGCUGAGAGGGGUGGGUGGCUGGUGGCACAGGGACCCUUGGUUCUGCGGUUUCCCUGGCAGGUUGAGGCAUUUCUCCGCACGAGGCACGGGAACCCUGAGGGCUUUUGCCAAAGGCUUUUCCUGUCCCGAGGCAGCAGGACCUGCUGCUGCGUGUAGACCGUGCUCAGAGCCCUGCUUUGCUGCUGCUGCCAGAGUACACCUCGUGCCUGACGGGUUAGCUAAGGGAGGGACCUGAAACUUCACUGCUGUUUUCUGAGGGCUGACAUGCAGCGUGCGUGCCCCUGCGGGGAGGUGCAGGACCUGAGGAGGAUGGGUGCUGGGCUGAGCCCCUUUCUGCCUCUUACAUUCCAGGGUGCUGUGGUGGGUGUCCUGGGCUGCUCCCUGCACUGUGCUGGAUGGUCCUUCCAUGCUGAUUCUGUUGUCUUCUCUGUUGUCAACUUUUGUUGCUGAUCAUUAAUAAAAUGUUGAAGAGUU
Tyto alba (common barn owl) is the source of this 2364-nucleotide messenger RNA. RefSeq names its product phosphate cytidylyltransferase 2, ethanolamine (gene PCYT2). Bases 25 to 1173 code for a protein of 382 amino acids. NCBI's taxonomy places the organism in Eukaryota, Metazoa, Chordata, Aves, Strigiformes, Tytonidae. The record is from RefSeq and is a predicted model, not a curated record. Gene Ontology annotation, cellular component: cytoplasm. The transcript is spliced from 13 exons. Gene Ontology annotation, biological process: phosphatidylethanolamine biosynthetic process. Gene Ontology annotation, molecular function: ethanolamine-phosphate cytidylyltransferase activity.